AUGUUUCCUUCUAUUCAAAUGUACAACACUGAUUGCCACUGCACCAGAUGCAAUAAUAAUGAUCAAGGAGUUUCCCAAGUAUUGAGAUAUACUGUUCAGCGUCAUAAUAAAAGAGUUAGAUUUGAAGCUGAAAAGAGAAGCAUGGGAGUAGAUACUGAAAAUGGUCAGGCCAACUCACCUAUUUUGGAUACUGUCUCGAUAUUUGAUAAUGACGUCUUUGUUGGUAAUAACUACAAUGGUAAUGAGUCUAAUAUGACCGAUGACAAUGACAGUAAUGACAAUAGCAAAGAAGACACUGCCAAGAUUUAUGUUGAAGAGUUUAACAAUGAAGACCCUUUUGCUGCUUCUGGUAUGCUCGAGAAUCCAGUGCACAGAUUUAUUGCUAUUUUCACAGUAUUGUUUGCAUCUCGUUAUGUGGUCAAUAAGAGUUCUGUUGUCUUGAUUGAGUUCAUCAACGAGCUCUUGAAGAUUUAUGGACAAGAUUUCUAA
Messenger RNA from Phycomyces blakesleeanus NRRL 1555(-), 489 nucleotides. RefSeq lists its product as hypothetical. The coding region runs from base 1 to 489 and encodes 162 amino acids. NCBI's taxonomy places the organism in Eukaryota, Fungi, Mucoromycota, Mucoromycetes, Mucorales, Phycomycetaceae. The transcript is spliced from 4 exons. The record is from RefSeq and is a predicted model, not a curated record.